AGAAAGUAAAAAAAAAACACUUUUGCAGGUGUGAAUGAAACUACAUAUGAUGAUAAAAUAAUGAAAGCAACUUAAAUCAUAUCCCUUUUGAUUAUAUAGCUUAAAUAGAGAUGAUGUUCAAAUUGAAUACACUUUAGUUUCUUCAAAUGAAAAAACAAGGAGGCCCCAACUUGCAUCAAUCUAACCAAAGAAAAAAGAAAGUUGGUCACAAAAGUGGUAGUGCAGGCAAGGACAAUGGAACAAAUAGGAGUAAUACUAAGAAUGACCAUACUGCCCUUACAUAUUUCAAGUCUGUUGUCAAGGUAUGUGGAAGCCUUUUUACAUUGUUUCUUCCUGGGAAUACAAAAACAACCUCAGAAGCUGCUGAAAAUAAUUCCACAAGGAACAAAGUUAGAGGAGUAUCAUCUUCAACAGAUGUAUCAUCUGAUAGUUCUAAGAGUUCAUCAAAAUGGAAAUCUUCUCAAUCCUCAGCAGCAUCAUCUAGCACUUCAAGUAUUCAGCUUGGAAUGGGAAACUUUACCUUUGAGGAAAUUUACAAGGCAACAGCAAAAUUCUCUGUAGAUAAUAAGAUUGGUGAAGGAGGGUUUGGAAUAGUAUACAAGGGAAAGCUUUCUGAUGGAUCCCUUGUGGCUGUCAAGUGUGCCAGUAAGGAUGUACAUAAGAAGCACUUGGCUGAGUUCAAGAAUGAGAUAAACACCUUGUCAAAAAUUGAGCAUUUGAAUCUUGUGAGGUGGUAUGGAUAUUUGGAGCAUGGAGAUGAAAAGAUUAUUGUUAUUGAAUAUGUUAAUAAUGGAACUCUUAGGGAACAUCUAGAUGGUGUAAGGGGAAAUGGACUAGAAAUUGGUGAACGUCUAGACAUAGCAAUUGAUGUAGCUCAUGCAAUUACAUAUCUUCACAUGUACACAGAUCAUCCAAUUAUUCACAGAGACAUAAAAGCAUCAAACAUCUUAAUAACUGACAAAUUGAGGGCCAAAGUGUCAGACUUUGGUUUUGCUAGGUUGGGAUCAGAAGACCCUAAUGCAACUCAUAUCUCAACUCAAGUUAAAGGAACAGCUGGUUACUUGGAUCCUGAUUACAUGAGAACAAGACACCUCUCUGAAAAGAGUGAUGUUUAUUCCUUUGGUGUUUUACUUGUUGAAAUGAUGACAGGAAGACAUCCAAUUGAACCAAAGAGACACCUCAGUGAGAGAGUUACAAUUAAAUGGGCAAUGCAGUUGUUGAAACAAGGAGAAGCUGUGAUUGCAAUGGAUCCAAGGCUUCAGAGAAGUUCAGCCUCAAACAAAGCUGUACAAAAGGUUCUCAAUCUUGCUUUCCAAUGCCUUGCACCGGUGAAACGAUUGCGGCCAUCGAUGAAGAAUUGUGCAGAGGUUUUAUGGGAAAUUAGAAAAGAUUAUAGAGACAGAGUCUUUUCUCAUCCUCCUCCUGUUUCUCACCAUUCAGCAGAUUUUCCUCAGAGAGAUUCUAGGAAGAAUAGACAUAAGUCAUAUGGUAUAAAUAAUAACAAUAAAUUUGUCUCAGCAUAAUCAAAUUCAUUUUUGAAAUGGCUAAUACAAUACAACGUUUUUUUUAUAGACAAAUGUUGUUAUGUUAGUAGCCAGGUUUCGAACACCGGACCUUAUUCUCAAACUUCUUCGAGUGUCUCAGUUCAUCCACUUGAACUACAACUGAGAUUACAACACAAUUCUUAUUUGUAUCAUGUUCAUUACUUGCAUCUAUUAGUUUGAUGAAGUUAUUUAUUUAUUUAUUUAUUUAUUUACCAUUUCCAUUUUGAAAUUUUCAAUGUUUUGGAUUGUUGAGAGUUGAAAGUAUGCUUUGGUGGCCUAACUGAUGUGAGAUUGUGCAUAGAAGGGAAGUCACACACACUUAUUGAUUUUAGUGUGGAAGUUUUAGUCUUCUGCUUUUGACUAUA
Messenger RNA from Cicer arietinum (chickpea), 1909 nucleotides. Its product is annotated as calmodulin-binding receptor-like cytoplasmic kinase 2. The record is from RefSeq and is a predicted model, not a curated record. Lineage: Eukaryota; Viridiplantae; Streptophyta; Magnoliopsida; Fabales; Fabaceae. Gene Ontology annotation, biological process: protein phosphorylation. Gene Ontology annotation, molecular function: ATP binding; protein kinase activity.